Triplophysa dalaica is the source of this 3822-nucleotide messenger RNA. RefSeq lists its product as uncharacterized. Gene Ontology annotation, cellular component: cytoplasm. NCBI's taxonomy places the organism in Eukaryota, Metazoa, Chordata, Actinopteri, Cypriniformes, Nemacheilidae. The record is from RefSeq and is a predicted model, not a curated record. Gene Ontology annotation, molecular function: protein serine/threonine kinase activity; ATP binding. Gene Ontology annotation, biological process: protein autophosphorylation; regulation of mitotic cell cycle; negative regulation of apoptotic process. The transcript has 14 exons. Bases 65 to 2398 code for a protein of 777 amino acids.
UUCAGCAUUCUCUGCUACUCGCGCUCUCAAACGGUCGACGAAUUUCUCUUUGCAAACAGUGAAUAUGGGGCAGAAAUUUUGUAAAGGAGUUGUGCAUCGGAGCGGUGUGUCCGAACAAUGUACACCAUCGACCGAUUGGGAAAGAGAUGAGGGUGAAUUAUUUUGGACGUGGAGAGCUAUUCCACCGAGUGCAAGUCAUGUUAGAAAUAAUUCGCCUGCGAAUCGUGCAAGUGCAGAAAAUGAUUUAUUUUGGUCUUUGGGAUCAAACAAAGAUCAAGAUGAGAGUUGUGAAGCAGAAGACAAGGAAGUCGACUUAUUCUGGACGUGGAGAACGACUCUGGAUGAGGAGAGACCUCCUGUUACUGAUGUAACGUUGGUCUCUGUCUCUGUGGCAGCCGAAGAUGAGAUGUCCGGACAGGGUUUCAUUCCAGAGAUCCUGGAAAAUCCGGAAACUCUCGACGGUGGCCCGGAGAUCCUCACCAGUCAGGAUCCACUCCCAGAUAUGGAGAAUCCAGUCUUUUCUGACUCUCAAAUGCAAUUUGGGUUGGAUUUGAACAGCGGUGAUGUUCAAAAUCCAGGCCCAAAUGAGGCAGACGGGGGUGCAGAAAUCCAGCAAUCUCAAUCAGUCGGUCAGUCUGAAGAGAAGCUGGAAGAUGAGGAGAUCUCUGGUGUGAUCUUUCAGGAGAUCAACUCCAGCAUGUAUGAGGUCGGUGAACUGCUGGCGGUAGACAGUUCAGUAUCUGUCUAUGAAGGAACCCGUGUGCAGGAUGACUUGAAGGUGCUAGUGAAAUACAUUAACACCAUGGAGCGGGUGGAUUAUAUCUUCAUCCCGGGUUAUCCUGCACCCCUUCCCCGUCAGGUGGGUCUUCACCUACUUGCCUGUCAGGGAGACGUCGUUCAUGAGAUUCUGCAGCUCGUGGACUGGCAGGAGUUUCCCGACCGCCUGGUCAUGGUGCUGGAGCGCCCUUCUCCUUGUGAGGGUUUAGACGAGUUUCUCGCCAGUAAAGGGGGAGAGCUUGAUGAGCUGUCAGCCAAGGAGAUCAUGUGGCAGGCAACCUGGGCUGCCCACAUGUGCUGCAAGCGGGGUGUUUUCCAUCGGGAUAUCAAGCUGAAGAACUUCUUCAUAAAAGCAGACACCCUGGACCUCAAGCUUGACAACUUUGGGUGCGGAGAGCUGCUUCAUAAGUCUGCCUACAAGACUUUUACAGGAACGAGAGAUUAUUUCUGCCCUGAGUUCUUCCGAACGGGCGAAUACUAUGGAAAGCCGGCGACGGUGUACUCGCUCGGGGUGCUGUUGUUUGCAAUGUUGCGCGGGAAAUUCCCCGACUGCAAUGACAGGAACUCGAUCUGGUCUAAAGACGGCUUGACUGAAGAAUGCUGCAGUUUGUUGGAAGACUGUCUCCAGGAGGAUCCAGAUAGACGUAUUCGUCUGAAAAACAUCUUCAAACACAAGUGGUUCCAGGUCAAAGAUCCUGUUGACGGCCUCCAGACUCCCGUCCGCUCUGAAAACGAGGAUCUCAUUCUGUAUCGAGAAUGGAUGUCUAAAGUGGAGUUGGAGGAAAACAAUCCCGGUGUUGACGUUCAGGAAAUAAAUCGGAACCAGUAUGAAAUCGGCAAAAUGCUGGGGGAAGGCGGCUUUGGAAAAGUCUAUGAGGGAACCCGUGUGCAGGAUGGCUUGAAGGUGGCAGUGAAAAUUGUCUGGAAGAACGAGUAUGUAAUCAAUGAUUACAUCGACAUCCCGGGUUAUCCUGUACUCCUUCCUCGAGAGGUUGGUCUUCAAAUGCUGGCCUGUGAGGGAACAUAUGUUCCUUCGAUCAUCCAGUUACUGGACUGGGAGGACCGUCUGGACCACUACGUCAUGGUCCUGGAGCGCCCUUCUCCCUGUGAGGAUGUGUUGAGUUUCAUGAACCACUCAGGAGGCAAACUCGACGAGAAUACGGCGCAGGUUAUCUUGGGGCAAGCGACAGAAGCUGCUGAAAUCUGCUGCAUGCGGGGGGUCUUCCAUCGAGACAUAAAAGUGGAAAACAUCCUCAUUAACCCGAACACGAUGGAGGUCAAGCUGAUCGACUUCGGAUGUGGCGCUCUGUUUAAAAACUCGGCUUACACAGAUUUUAUGGGCACAGACGUCUACUUAUGCCCUGAGUUCUUCCUAACGGGCGAGUACUAUGCAAAGCCAGCGACGGUGUACUCGCUCGGGGUGCUGUUAUUUGUCAUGCUCUGCGGGAAAUUCCCUCGCAUUGAUGACCUGGACCAGAUCCAUGAGAGGAGGUGGUGCAAAGAAGGCUUGACUAUAGAAUGCUGCCGGUUGGUUGAGGAUUGUCUGCAAAGGAAUCCAGAAGAGCGGAUCCAGCUGGAAGAGAUCUUUGAGCACAAGUGGUUUAAGAUCAGCGAGCCUUAGGAAUGUAAUGAAUGGAACGUCAGGUGUUAGGACCAAUAGGGGUGUAUUCAUGACCUACAAAGUAUGUCAUGCGGCACACCGUUAAGUUGGUAAGUUGCCUGAUAACCUCAAAUUGUGGUUCCAAUGUAAAUAACCAUAGCAACUUCUGCUCCAGAGCAGGGCUCAAGAAAAUGAAUCUAUCACGCAAAAAACCUAGGACUAGUUUGAAUAAGUAGGUUUUGCAUUGAAGCUAGACACGUAACGCUUGACAUAUCAAGCGAUCUCUAAAAAAAAGUAAUAGUGGUGCAACAUAAAAAUAUUUUUAUUCACAUAAGAUAGAACUGCUUUUUUAUCUAGUCUGUGCAAAUCCAGCGUCAGGCUGUAUCUUGUUCACAAAGGAAUCCGUGGUGAAAUGAAGCCAGCAAACACUCAGUUUACCCACGUGAAAACAACGUUUUCAUUUCUCAAGUAAUUUCAAUACUUUACUACUGUGUACGUGCAGUACAGAAGCGUUUUGGCUCCAGUUAAAGAGGGUUAGACUUGGGUCAGAGCCGAUGGUGGAGCGGUUCGUGUUCUGACAUAUGGCGCCGGUGCGUCCCGGGCGACCCGAGUUAGAAUCCCGGCUCGUGGUCCUUUCCCGACCCCACCCCCUCUCUCAGCCACUUCGCUUCAUGUCCUCUCCAAAAAUUACUGUCUGUCCAAUAAAGGCAAAAAUAUAAUUUAUGGGUUAGACUUGAUCAAUUGUUUAUUGUCAUACGAAAUUGUUCAAACUCAAGCUUGUCAAGCAUUCAUUUAGACUUAAUACAGUAAUUGUGUCGACAUCGCUAAUAUGAUUUAAUUUAAGGCAGAUGAAACGCACAUGAUCAGAACACAGCUUGUUCACUUGGAAAAAUAAAAACAGUGCGGCCUUUACUUAUUAUUAUUAUUAUUAUGAGGUACUCAUACUUCUGAUCAUAUUUUUUUCCAGGCACAUUUAAAAAUAAUCCUAACCACAUCAAUCUACUAUUAAUUGUGUUUAUAAUCAUUUAUAAAAAUGAGUGGUUUAUUAAUGGUUAACAAAGACUUGGAGUGAGAAAUGAAAGACAAAAAAAUUACCAAGAAGAAAAAAAAGGAAUAAAUGCAUGCAUACAUAAGUAUAUAAACAAUCAAUUCAGGCAAAAAUAAAUAAAUAGAUAAAUAAAUAAAUAGAUCUGUCAACAAUAUUUACUUUGUACCUUUUAUUUGUAUGUAUUUCUGUGUCUGUAAGUUAAUGAGAUAGGCUGUCCUUCUCAAUACAGGAUAGGGUAUUUGCACAUGUCACGAUACCGCGUUUAAGUAUCAAGAAGUACGGAUGGUGGCCAUGAAGUAUUUACUGCUCUACAAAGGAAUCGCACAAUCUCAAAAUGCCUUAUUUUACGUUGUUUAUGGUUGCCUAAAUCGGUUCUUAUUUUGUGGCAAACGUUGCU